Messenger RNA from Lineus longissimus, 4817 nucleotides. RefSeq lists its product as uncharacterized. The record is from RefSeq and is a predicted model, not a curated record. NCBI's taxonomy places the organism in Eukaryota, Metazoa, Nemertea, Pilidiophora, Heteronemertea, Lineidae. Bases 1310 to 2074 code for a protein of 254 amino acids. The transcript is spliced from 6 exons.
UUUGAUCAGUCGACUAAUACUUUUCCAACAGCAGCCCGCUAAGGUGACCAGGGUUAGCCAGAAGGGCAAUACUUUGAUAUGUUUGACACGAUGUUCCACCACUGAGAGGAGAGAUUAUGUUCUCGGAACAAAAUUAUUGAUUCACUAGAUAUAAAUAGAAGGAACUCGGUAGCAUUCCUCGCAUCGUACGCCGCGUGUCCUUGUUGACGGAGGACAGUUGUUGAUAGAGCCUGGAUUUUGAUAUCUCGUCAAGGAUACAACUUGGGAGUGACAGUUUUGAUUGGCAAUUUAGACUGACAUGUGAUUCCCGGGGACCGAUUGAGUGAGUUUUCCUUAGCAUUUGUGCAGCAGUUCACGGUCCAAGCCUACAUGUUUUGAAAUGUUUUCAGCAUUUCAUAAAUAAUACAAUUCAAAGAGUGAAUUUGAUUAGAAAUUCAGGAUACAGAAUUUGAAUGUCUGCUUUGAUAGGGGAUUGCUGGAUUUUGAUUCGAAGAGAAAUCUAUAAGGAUUACUUAGUACAUUACACAAACUAAGAGUGACAGUGAGACAGAUUUGAUCAGAGAGCUUUGGAUUGUUUUCCAGGGUACUAAGUGUGGAUAGAAUGCAAUCAUCAGUCCCUGGAGGAGGGCGUAUUUGUUCACGAUUAUAUGAGUAGUGAGUCGAAUUGGGGCUAAGAACAGAAAUAUUUUGUGAGCCUACUACGGCAAUCAAGUCCACCAGCAUCACCGGCAUCUCCAGCAUCACCGAUAUUUCGAUAUUUUGAUACUUUGUGGUUGUUGCUAAAGCUUAUAUACAUAUGAUGCAAGUUACAGGAAUUAAUAUGUCAUUGGAUUGACAAGGAUUUGAAAAUGCAUGUCUAUUCUACGAUCAAAACAAGGAUAAGUUAUAAAGACUGCCAUUGACAGUUCUGAAGAUAGUAUCAUGAUACCAUGACAGGGAUUUUUGAUAUAGACUAGCAGCGUUGACAAGGAUUUAGAAACACAUCUGAUACCAUUGACAGGCAUUUCGCAAAUACUGUCUUACCAUUGUCGAGGAUUUACAAUUCUCAAUGAUACACUGACAAGGAUUAAGUAAGACUACCACUGACAAGAGAUAAGAGAUAGUAUGAUACCAUGACGGAGAUUUGGGAUCGAGUGUACCAUUGACAGGACUUACGAAGGACUCUGAUCCCUUGGCAAGCAUUUUGAAAACUGAGGUUUGACAUUUUUGACCCGUGAUACUUGGGAUCAGUGGUUUGAACCAACAUGGUUCUCUUGGGAAAGUGAACAUAGACAUACGCGCGAUUGGCAUACAAAUAAGUUAGAAAAAAAUGGAUCUUGGGAUUUUAUCGGUGAGGUUUGAACCUCUGAGACCACAGGCGAGGCGGGGAAAGCAGGGCCGAAAAGAUUUUGGUAAAUAUUACUGCGAAGGCCACUACGAUAAGCACGGCAACUGGAACACGGGCUUCGAAUGCAAGCGAUGGGCCCCGCCGGAGGAGAACGUCCUCUACUGCUGUGGAGACGAUUCGUACCGCUAUUGCUGCCCGCCCGAACCUAACUAUGUGGAACCAACAAUAAGCAUUCCCUUGGUUGCCGGAGUCACCGUUGCCGCUCUCAUCAUCAUAGUCCUUGUGGCACUUAUCAUGUGUUGCUGCUGCAGUAGUUGUGUAAUGUAUAGAAAAAGGGAUAAGAAGGCAAAGAAAGAAGAAAGAGUACCUACCCCUACGACCAGUCUACUCUCGUCCACUACAGCAAACGGUUAUACCGUCACCUACACAGUGUGUCAACCAGAUAUGCACGGGAGUCCAGCAAACUUGCAAAGACCACUACUGGCUGAUGUACACAGCGAGCCAUUCCCCGGCUACUCCGAGGGCUACGAGGAUCUUCCGCCCUAUCCUGGCAAUAGUGGGGUACAGCCAACCAGGAGGAUGAACAACGGAAGCCAGGAUGAUUUGUGUUCUGAAGAUUGCAACAACAGUGAUGAGGAAGAGGAAGUGGGAGACUAUGACAAUGUUUGGGUCCCAAGGAAUAAACCGAGUAAAAAAUGUGUCCGGAUAGUCUUACCCGAACAGGAAUACGACGAAUACGGUAGUUGAUGAUGUGAGUGCGCAUCACGACUAGAAACUAUGGUGCUAUAUAUAUCCUCGAUGGACCUCCAUGUUUAAGGCUUCAGGGAAUGUCGUUGAUAGGAAGAAAUGUUUCCAUGGAAAGCAGAAUCUGUUGUCACGAUAAAUGGCAGCACCUACACCUGCUUUGAAUAUACGGCUGUUGGUGGGGAACCAGACGACCAAUGCUCAAAUAUCACGUGUGUUUUGUGUAUUUCAAAAUGGCGGAUAGGCCUUGUACAGAUGAAGCAGAAAGCCGGCUUCUUGAGGUCUAAUGGCAAAAUAGUCUGCUGUGGGUUUCUCGUCUUUGAUAAGAAUUUGUGACUUUUUGGGUUACAGUCGAUUAGUGGAAUGUGUUUUAUUUGUGCCUUAUUCUGUUCUGGGUUUGUUCGAAAAAUUGGCGAAAGCAAGGAUUAAGAGGGUUGCCUUAUUUCUAACAUAGGCCUUGGAAAUAGCGUGGGGAAGUUACUGCAGGCUGUGAUGAUGUGGAACAUGAACUCGACCAGAAGGACACGGUAAUGUUCAAAUUCGAUGUUACCUUUCGUUAUUCCAUCCUCGUGGGAUUGUCAAAACAGAAUCAGUUAUCAGAUUGUAAAAUUAUCUAAGAAGCAUCUGAGACCCCAAUAUUGGCAAGAGUGGACAUGAUUCGAAGCAUAUUUUUUGCGCUAUCCGCUGGCACCCAAGCAAUUGAAAGGGAGGUCUAAAAAUGCCUGUGUUUCCGGGUUGUUUUUUGUUUGUUUACCAAUACUAUAGGUUGUCAGAAAGACAAACGUUCCUUAUGGCAUACUCUCGUCAGCAUGAGCACCUUGGACGUAUUUUGGGGGAGAAAUGUACAGUUUAAAGGAGACUGCUAAACUUCUAUCAAAAUCAGAAAAGUGGAAAAGCCCUUGGACGGAACCUGGAAUAGUGGCAUUGUGAUCAGUCCGGCUACACACGAUCAAUUGUGAUAUAGCAGAAAAAUAUGCACGACGUAUUCAACCGAAAGAUAGUAGGCCUAGUACUUAGCGAUGACUCCAAUCAUGUAUACCAGUAUAUAAUGACAUCAGAGAGUUAGCUCUGACCUAAGGCGUAUGUUUCUAUUUCUAUAACUGUAUAUAGGCUGUGUACAUUCGGGACGAUUUUGUAUCUUUUUCUUCACAAAUUCAUGCACAGAGGUAGCUUCAGAACGUAUGUAUUCAUAUUAUUCUGCUCAGCGUAUAUCCGAGUUGUAUUUAGUAAAGGUCAAGCAUCACAAGAUAUUUUGAUUUGAUGAAAGCAGGUUUCAAGCACCGCGUGAGGAGUGAAUUAUUCAAAAGCAUAAAAAUUAUAACAGUAUGUGGCUUAUUUCUUCUGAGAAAACUGAAGCAGAUAUAUCGAGGUUUGAGGGAGCAUGCCUUAUUAUUUUAACAAAAAAGCAACCAAACAGGUUUCAGUCGUUUCUCUCGGAUGCCUCCCCUCCGGUUAUUCGAAAAAGCUGGAUCACUGGACACCUGAAUUUACUGGAUUGUGACUCAUGGAUCACUAGCGCCUGGAUGGAUUGCCAAAUCCCUAAUGUUUUUCACUAAGUGCUUCAAGUGCACACACUGACACUGCCAACAUGGAUUCCUCAGUCUCAGGCUAUUCACCAGAAAAAUCGCCGGGCUAUUACCGGCGGUUCUACAAAAACUACAAAGCUGACAGAAGGCUUGCAUUGUAGCUGAAUAACGUUCUAAGUCAAUGUGUGAAUGAUUAUGGGCAUUCGAGUAGACAGUUGUGAUAAUGACAGCAUGAGACUGCAUAUUGCAACAUGUACGGUAGGCCUCCCGGUAGGCCGCGCGUGAGCGUAGGGAUGUGGAACCAAUCUAUAAACACAUGAAUAUCAAAUCGCAUUUUCCGAACGAACCCCUAAUCCAGGCGGUGGUGAUCGUUGAGUCACAAUCCAUUGAAUCCAGCAGUCAAGCGAUCCAGCUUUUUCGAAUACCCCUACCUCUCCCAUCAUAUCACGGUGGUACUUCUUGUUUAACAGGAAGGAAACGUCCAGUGACGAUGGUAUUUGUUAAGUAGAGAGGGCUUAAGAGUGCUGAUGCGACCGAGAUAUAAAGAUAUUGUUGGUGUACGUUUUCCUUGCCGAUUGGAAUUGACCAUCCUCAAUAACAAAAAAGACGCUCACUGGACUCCUCAACAAGUACGGAAUUGGCAACUGUGGCCAUACACCAUAUCGGGUCGUUUAGAUAUAGUCGAUCGAUGGAUACGAUUGUCUCAUUGGGGUCCAUCUUUGACAUUUGGCAAUAUGGAAUAUCUUCGAUAUGUACAUUUGGUUAUCGCUAAUUUGAAUUUAGUGUAUACCAUUUGCUUCGGUUGCAAAUGGCAGUAUGGCAUGUAAAUGUUGGUCGUGUUUUUAGUCUACGCGAUUGCCAUCUGUUUGAAAAGAACGAAACAUUUUCCUUAUAUACAUUUAUAUAUAUAACUAGUCCACCAUUGCCCAUAGUGGCCAUACACUGGGUUCUGAUACUCUGGCACUCGGUUAAUUUCCGAUAUGAUUGGCCAUAAUAGGCGGGUGAAGCAUUAUUGGGCCAUCUUGUAAAGUCUCUGCGGGUACUGCAAGUGGCGAAAUCAGGCAAAAAUUGACGGGCUCUAGAAACUUUAAUGUGACCCACGAGUCAACUCUGCCAUGUAGCUUCGUUUUCGGUUUUUUUCACUAUAAUUUAUACGCAUGUCUUGAAAGAUAAUGUAACUACUGUAACUAUCAUGCAUUAAUAAAGUGAUUUGAAUAUUA